CGGCUCUCUUCCAUCACCAUUUGCGCAUGUCGGAGAGGAAAGGAGUGGGGGUGAACGUUCUAGACUAUUGCAGAGAAAAAAAUCUUCCUUUUCCUCAACCCCCACUAAGCCCUCUUCCUAAACAGGACACAGAGCCAGGCAACUCCAUCUUUCCCUCUCCUUUCAUUCUUCCCCCUCUAUCCCUUUUCUCUCUCGUUCAAUCUAUUUCCAUAUUGCUGUAAUUUCACAGAUUUAACAGAGGAUGCAUAAUUCACUGCUGCUCCUGAAUGGUUGAACACCAGUCAUACAACGCGUUACGAUACAGAGGGGGGGAGCGCAAAAGAACGAGCGAGGCGACAAGCGCGCAGGAGGAUAGCUAGCUCCGUGCCAUGCAUCCUAAAUUGCCUUUGGUUAAAACAUGGCCCUCGUGUACAUGUGUAUUGCCCUUUCUAUUUAAAGGGGAAUGCAUCAUGGUUUCUGCCUAGUUCCCCCGUCUGGGAAUUCCAGACAUAGGGUGUAUGCUGUCCGCAUAGGGAGACUACUCCGAGGUUGAAACUGAAACCACACCAGAUGUGUCUGGUAAACACCUAGUCUUGUCAACAUGUCAACUGCUAUUGAUAAUGAGGUGGCAUUCUGUCCACUGCAACCUGAGCCAGAAUGGGAUCGACCACCAGAUGAUGUGCCCGGACGACGUGACCUCACACCUGGAGGAGCAGCCCCUGGACCAAGGCGCCAUGCUGGAUGACGACAGCCCCACCUAUCAGGACGUGAGCCCCGGGUACCAGCGCCACUCACCGCCAAGGCGCUCCGUCUCCGAGUCAGAACUCUCACGGCCGGGGAACGUAAAGCUGUCCAAGCCGGUGGCCCUGUGGACCCAGCAGGACGUGUGCAAGUGGCUGAAGAAGCACUGCCCCAAGCAGCACCAGAUCUACAGCGACUCCUUCAAGCAGCAUGACAUCACAGGGCGGGCUCUGAUGAGAUUGACAGACAGGAAGCUGGAGCGAAUGGGCAUCAUGCAGGAGGGCCAACGGCAGUACAUCCUCCAGCAGGUCCUGCAGCUCCGCGUCAGAGAAGAGGUCCGCACCCUGCAGCUACUCACGCAAGCCUCUCUGGAGUGUUCUCCGUAGCCCAGGCGUUCUAGGAAACCAGCUGCCAACAGGACCCGGUCUCCCUCCGAUCCUGGGCUUCCUACGUCUGACCCUUGACCUCCUCCCACCACCAAUCAAAGCCGUCCUAACCCCAACCUCAUACCUAGCUCCAAUCUAAAUCCUAACCUUGAUUUUUAACCCCAUGCUUAAUCUCAAACCUUCAAACAAGUCAAGUCAUUGGCCUGUCCAGUGACUUAUCACAGACAGACAAUCAUUUUCUUGCCUUUAACCGUUUCCACUACAUUUGUCCCUAUCCCAUCCCAACUCUCUUACCCCUUCUGAAUUACCACAACCCAACACCUGUCUCCCAGGACUCUAUUCUGAGAACAAGCAUCAAAAAUGUAUCCAUCCUCGACUGACGAUCCCACUACAAGGACUGUGGAGAACAAUGAGAAAACAAACACGUCAAAGGUGGCGUCCACUUCCAACAACCUUCUCACCGUACAGUAAAUCCUCCAGUGUAGGACAGACAUUAAAUGUGAAUAGUACCCCCACGAUACACCACUGAGCCGGUGUGUAACAUUCUAGAGGCUUCUAAUGGUGACUUUAGAGACAUUGGGUACACCAGCCUUUCGAUCUCUCUGUCCUCACUGACUAUAUCGCCAGAGCAGUGAGAGGGCCCUACAUUUUGCAUUCCCUUCCCCUCUCUGUCCCUCUUUUUCUGACUGUUUGUCUGCAUUGAUUCUGUGUCAGAGUUUGGGCUUGCCUGGUGAAAAUGACAUCUGUUGUCCUAUCUGUGUGUCCUCGCACCUUCCCCUCCUUCACUUUGUGGGUCGCUUUCUCAGCGCGGUCAUCAAGCCUUCACUGUGAAUACGUCCAGGUGUGGCAUGAAGAGGGAGAGCCUGGCAAACCAAAAGGUAGUAAAUGUGAUGGUGAAAAGACCUGGCAACCUAUUAAGGAUGAAAUGUGAUAGUGAAAAGACCUGGCAACCCAUUAAGGUUGAAAUGUGAUAGUGAAAAGACCUAGUGACUCAUUAAGGAUGAAAUGUGGUGGUGAAAAGACCUGGCAACAUAAAUGGAACACGGCAUGGUAUUGCGAGGACCUGGCUAAAGUGCUUUUGAGCCAGGGAAAAUGAAAUGACUGAUAACCUACAUGAGACAAUUGGUUGGUUGAGAUAUGGUUGAGGGAGAGAACCAGGCAAGUGCUUCUCUACUGAUGAAGAAGAAAAAGAUUUUCUCUCUCACAUCUCACUGCUUGAGACUAUUUUUAGAUAUGAGAUAUAUUGAAAAUAGUGUAGAAAGGAAAAUGUACCGUGGGCAAAAAAACAAAUGAUCCAAUGUCUGUCAAGUCUGAGAGAGACGUGGUAUUUCUCUCUCGGUUACUAUUUUUAUGAGAAACUAACUCUUUGCUGUAACUGUUAAUGUGAAAUGGCCAUUCACUGGUGAUAUAUAAAGGCAUUUUACCUGUCAUGCCAACAAACCUGUUGCUUGAGCCAUCGUGACCUAUAUGUGUGUUUUCAUACCUUGUAGCCAGUAAUGAACUUUAACUAAAGCCAGUAUGCUGGAGUGAUUCCUAUUACCUAUGUAUCACUACCAGUGUAGCAUGACCUUUUGUCACCAUCACAACAACCUCCUCCCUGUGAAUAUGAAUAAAUGGGGAUUGAAAAAAUUGAAAUGGCCGCCAAGAAACAAAAGGGGGGGAAUUCCAGCCCUGGAGAGCCAUUGAUUUUGCUGAAUUUAAUUGCAACAUUGGGUCUUGUGUGUUACGAGCGUCCAUUGUUUGGUUUGGAGCUUGCCUUAUGCUCUCUAGUGGUUGGUUGGCCCAGUAGUAGCAGAUUAGUAUUGAUUAAACCUUCAGGACUGCGUUGCCCUCCAGGCCUGGAAUAGACCAAUCCCUGCCAUUUGGAGAGGUAAGGAAUGCCGAUACUUGGUCACAUGGGAUGAAGUUGUUCAUAUCAAAAUCCAAGUGGCUAUUUCAUGCUUCGGUGGAGCUCUGGUGUGAGUGUCUCUCUUGGACUGUGUGGGCUGCCUGCCCUGCCUGGCUGCUUCCAGUUGGGAAGGCUGGCGCUCUGAUUUCACAUCAUCUGGAUGUCGAUUGCUCCUCCCAGUUUGGCUGUCUACAGAGUUAACACAAGGCAGUGUUUUGUUGAAUCCAGUAUUGUUGAAUCCAGUAUUGUUGAAUCCAGUGUUGUUGAGAACAGUGUUGAAUUCAGUGUUUGGGUAAGGGGAAAAUCCCUCCUGGAACUGUAACCUGUCCGGAUGGAGCAGCCCCACCAUAACUUGGCUGGUGGGGUGUUUUGGGGAAGGAAGUAUGAUUCCUUUUGUAUGCCGUAGCCAACCAUGUGACUUUCAAGGUAUUUCGAACCUGGGUCGUGUUCAUUAGGGCAUACCGUAACGAAACGUUUUGCAACAGAAAACAAAAACGAUCGUUUCUUAUUGGACAAGUCCAGGUAGUCCCUCUCUGUUUUCUCCUGUUUGGUUCCUAAUGAACACGACCCUGCCAGCUCUGCCAAGGUGCCCGAGGACUUGCCUGAACUGGCUCUUUCCACAAUCUCCUGAGUUUCUUUUUUUUUUAGGCAUUUGGAAUUUUUUCAUCGGCACUUUACUAGUACAAUGUUACACAAAAUGAACCUUAUACUGAGCCUCACUUUCUUAUUGCACAAGAAAAACAUGCAUGCAAAUAGAAGCAGACAUACAAGGAAUUGUGUCACUACACAUAGUCAGACAUUCACAGGUGUAUAUGCGUCUUUCACGUUCUCACUUAUCAUUAUUCAUGAGUCAUUCAGUAUCGUGGUAGCAUCCACAUUAGUGUAGAAGUGUUUAGAAACAUUAUAUUCUUAUUUACAUUUUUACAAUGACGGCCUACACCGGCCAA
Salvelinus namaycush (lake trout) is the source of this 3941-nucleotide messenger RNA. Its product is annotated as sterile alpha motif domain-containing protein 12-like. Gene Ontology annotation, molecular function: protein binding. The transcript has 5 exons. Lineage: Eukaryota; Metazoa; Chordata; Actinopteri; Salmoniformes; Salmonidae. Gene Ontology annotation, cellular component: cytoplasmic side of plasma membrane. Bases 600 to 1106 code for a protein of 168 amino acids. The record is from RefSeq and is a predicted model, not a curated record. Gene Ontology annotation, biological process: cell surface receptor protein tyrosine kinase signaling pathway.